CUAAGUUUAAUGUUAACUAAAAGUUAUGAUUAAAAUUUAUUUUGAACCUUGGGGUCCCUGCACCGAAUAAAAAAGUCCUAGUGGUCCCUGGUUAAAGAAAGGUUGGGAACCACUGAUAUAAGGUGUCCAUUUAAAUCGUGCAACUUAGUGAAGAAAAUACAUACAAUCGCGUUCUUGUUUCUCGCCUCAAAAUCUUUACAGGAAGCGCACGCGCGCGCAUUCCCCUUCCCAAAUAUAUAUAUAUAUAUAUAUAUAUAUAUAUAUAUAUAUAUAUAUAUACACAGGGUAUUCUAACAAUAUAUCCAGAAUAUUUUCCGUAUUUUCUUUCAUCUAAAGAUUUUUCAACCAAUUUGGAAUUGAUGUUUCAGAUUAUUUGCAGUUUAUCAGAAGCAAAUCGAAUCCGUAUUGGUUAAGGAAUCUGUCCAUUGAAAAAAAAAAAUAUAUAUAUAUAUUGUAAUCCGAAAAGUUCCCUUUUUCUAAUCGUAUUUUUCUCAGAUUUGUACAUGUACUAUGUGGUUAAUUCAUGAUUUGACGCAGGUUUCCACCAUUUCUUAUAUAUACCGCGAGUGCAAUACAAUACGAAUUAUUUUUAAUUAUACACAUACGCGUACGUAAUACUAGAAAGGUAAUAUUAUAUGUCUUUCACAUAGUAGAUAAUUAAAAGGAAUUAAAAGAAAAUAAUUUUUGUAUACGAAGGUAAAAUGGACUUUUUUUUCUCGAGAUGCGUGAAAGAUAUCUCUCGUUAAGGCAUUCACGUCACACGCGCCGUGACGUCGAUAGGAUGUAAGAUGUAAAUGGAAUGUGCUGUAGACACAUUUGCCACCCCAGGAAGCCGCGCCGGUAUCAACAUUCUGAGCCAGUAUAACACCGUACGUGACGCUCGACAGUACAUACACAAUCGCGAAUAUCGCUAAUAGUCUCGUUUUCGAUGAAAAGUUGAAGCUCUUAUCCGUUAAAAAUAUCCGUAAAACGCGAUAUGAUCUUAACAUGGAGGAAGAAGAUAUAGAUAAAUUGCUAAAAGUUCUUCAAAGGGUGGAAGAUGCUCGAGGAUGGGAGCUGUUGAAAAUCAUGUAAGUAUUUUAAGAACGAAACUUAGUUUGCAGAAAAAAAGGAAGGAAAAAUCAAAGUAUCAAGAAACAGGAAAAUCAAAUUCUCUUUCUGUAUUCUACUUGCGUUUGUCUCGCAUUUUUCUCAUUUCGUAACAUUUUCAAAAUAUAUAGAAUUAAUAUAUACAAAUCAGGAUUUUCAAAUAUGAAACAAGCAAGAGAUCCAAUAACUUGUAUAUAAUCAUUUUAGAAUCUUUCAUGUGACUUAGAUAAAUCAAGUGACGACAAAAUUUAGUCAUGUCUUGGAUGUAUAUUGACUGAAAGCAAAUCAAAACAGCCAUUCGUUUACUAUUGAAAGUCGACUCUCCGACCUUCCUGUUUCGUCUUGGCUUUAUGAUAUGACUAUGUAGUAUUUUGAUGACGAAGUACGCUUUAUUGUGUAGUAAAAACGCAGUCGUAUGUUUUGUGAUCGUAACUGCUAUAUCCUGUCAUUGAAGAAAAUUGUUGGUGCUCUCGUCGUUAUUAUCAUCGUCGUAAUUUCUAUGUCUACUUUUCUAACACUUAAAUUAAAAAAUUUAUCUUUUUAACAAUAGAGUUUAAGAUAUAAAUAAAAGGAAAGUAUUCAUAAAAUGUCUAAUAAUAUGUAAAUAAUUGAAAUUUAUUAUUCUUUAUGUUAUCCAAUUUUAGCUAAUGAAUUUCAUAAAUAAUAUAAUAAAAGCAAAUAGAAAUAAAAAUAUAAAAUAAUUUCUUAAAAUGACAUUUAUUAUAUCUAAUAAAGAAAGUAUAAUCUGAAACCUGGGUUCAUCUUCGAAUGCAUUUCGCGUGACUGAGUAUUUACAGACAAUGCGUGAAUGGAAUUUAAGACAAUUCUAUAAAAUCAUAUUGUGUGAUAAUUUGUUAUUAUUGCACAAAUUUCAAUCAUAAGAAAAAUUUUUUAAUUUUAAAUUUUAGAUUGAUACUUAUUCAUAAAGCAGCAUGCACAUCUAUAGAUUUAUUUUCAUAAAUCUUAUAAUAAAUCAUUUCACAGAAUCUUAUAUAUGUGUGUAAGCACACGGUCAAUACUUAAAAACAAAAUGUUUGAUAGUAAAAAAAAGAAUUUAAAGCUCGCAUGCUUGCUUGUUUGUACUUAAGGAAAUUUAUAUACGACAGGGCUGUUAGCGUGCAUCAAAGCGUAUUAAUGUAAGUUACUCAUCGUAUACUGCAUCUCACGCGAUGCGUUUACGUUCUUGCGACAAGUACAUGCAACUGCAAGUCGAGCGCAACAGGUAGCAAAGCCUUCUUUGCAUUCUUUCGAAUUUUCGUUACAACUCUCUCCUAAGUAUGCAAGAUACAUUUCCAUGCAAGAUUCGUCAGAAAGAGAAAGAAAGGAGAGGGAGAAAGAGAGCGAAUGAAAGAUCGUAGAAUCAGAUACAAUACAGUUCACUGACAAUGAGUGAUGGGAGGGAAAAGAAUAAGAAGAGAUCGAAAGUAUUAAACGAUCGAUCUACUAUCACGUGUCUGUUGAUAUAAAACCGGUAUCAUGAGGUACAAUAAAAGAGAUUGUUCGUAAAAAUAACUUAAAAAAUAAUCAAGAUAACGUCAGGUAAAAAUUGAAAAACAAAUAAUUAUAACAUAAUAUAAUUUAAAUUAGGACGUCAUUGUUACGUGAUAUUUUUACUUCACAUUUACCAUGCUUAAUUUGUCUCUUAUGGUAAAUACAAAUUAUAAGAAUAAUUUCAUAAUUUUAUAUUGAAGAUAUGAUUUUGCAAUGUGCUUUUAAUAAAUCGUCAAUAAAUAUAAUAUGAAAGAAAAUAAAGCUAUUUCGCUGAAAUAGAAUAAAACAGGAAAGAAAAAUCAAUUUUCUGAUAUUUGACGACGUUGGACGAUCAGUUGAAUAAAGAAUAAGGAAUGUUAACUUAUAUUACGCAUAACAGAGAGCGAAUAUUUCUUGUGAAUAAAUCAUAUAGAAGAAAUUGCGGCAACAACAUUGGCUGUAAGCACAAUAGAAACUCGCGAUCGGAUUACUUCCUGUGACAUCGCUCGCGUUUUCUUUCUCAUUCUCCAGCAAAAUUAUUCCGUUUCAAGGCAAUUCGAGAUAAAGAAAUAAUCACUGAUUUAUUGACAUCAUAUAUAUGCAUUGCAUCACUUACUAGAUAGAAUUAUUGAUAGAUCACUGAUGUAUCGAGAUUACUCGGCGAUUAUUGUAUGCAACAAAGACAUGUGCAUGGGACUACUAUAUUUAACAAGAAAUUAAUAAGACAUAAUUAAUAUUUCGACAAAAUAAGUUUAUUUUAAUUUUUGAUAACGGUAGAAGAAAAAAUUUAGAAUUUAAAAACUUAAAGAAAGAUAUUUCUUGACAAUAAAUGUUUAGUGAAAUUUAUAACACUUUUUCUUAUAUAGUUAGCAAAAAAUAUUCUAUUAAACUUUAAUAAAUGACAACAGUGAGAUAUUUUAAUAAGAGUUCUUUAUAUUCUGACAAAAAUUUUAGAUUUCAACGAAAAUUGAAUGAAUUUUAUAGAGUGCGUUAUUUUCCUCUUCUAAAAGUUUUCAUUUCUCAAAGUUAUAUAUAUUUUAAUAAAACAUCUUGUUUUAAAUCCCUCGACUACUCGGGACAGCCAAUCCCGUCAUACAUCACUGAUCCCUCACACUAUAUGCAGCAUACUCACACACACACACACAUACACACUCUCGUACGCACGGUUUCUUCCCAAUACUACAUGUACAUCUUAUGGAGCAGGUAAAACGACGCCACACAAACGCGCGUCCGCAUACAUAAAACCAAGAAUUCCUCGCGGCUGGUUGCAACAGGAGGAAGAGAACACGACGUAUCGGUAUACACAUAUAAACCGGCGCACACAGUCAAGAGUCAGAUUAUCGCUGCAGGUAGUAGAAGUAAAAGAACACACGGCGCCGCUACGCGCACAGACGAGACGUUUAUGCGUGCGGAGCAGCGCUACGCGCACGGUUUUAACGUACGUGACACACGAAAGCAAAAACACGUCACACCAGUUACGUACAACACACGCAAAUCAAGAGUCACACAUCCGUAUGCCUGCGUGGCGCGCAAGAUAGAAGGAAAAGAAUAUCCUCACAGUAUUUCGCGCACACAAAUGCAGAUAGAACGGUGAGGAACGUGCCACGCCAGUUUACACACGGCAUACGCACACAUGCGAUCCAAUCGAGAAUCGUACACCUGCCUGCGCGUGUAGAGGGAAAAGAACACGGCAUUCGCACACAGGCAAGCGAAGAAAAACGCCGCGUGCGUACCUGUGCACAGGUAAGACCGACGAGCGACGCGGCACGACACUCGUCUGAGGCCUCAGUGAGGUGGUGUUCACCGUCGUGUGUGCAGCUCCUCGUGGUUUCGCCUUCGCCUCCGCCUCCGCCUCUUCUUCCUCCUCCUGCUGCACCAGGGGGACCAGGGGACCAGGUAGACGCACGAGGACGCAUAUCGGGGUUCGUAGACGCGGAACGUAGCCCCCGGAUUGCUCUUUCGCUCUCCCAUAUCGGUAGCCUUGACGGGCGCCAGCCAGCCUGGACAUCCCAGGCGUUUAACCCGGCCUGGUCUGGCGAGCACACGUGCGUUUACCGCGGAGUGUAGCGUGGAGAGUUCGGGUUCACGGGUCCGUGAAAAAGAGAAUUUCUCCACCGAUCGCGGUGGAGCGGCGGCGUCGAAGGCGAAUUCCUACGGGGAUGUUCGAAGAGGUGGAGCGACAGGAUGUGAUCGGUGGUCAUCGGUGUGUGUGUGCGGCAACUUGAGUGCCAACGAUGUCGACGACGGACGUGGUCCGCAUCGUUCAGCAAGGAGCCGUUGCCGACGAGGACCAGGGAAGGCUGAAGGCUGAUCUACAGUACCUGAGAAGAAGGGGGCUGCUCAAACCGUCCGGCGGCGGCGGCGGCAGCGGCGAACUAUCGCAUCAAGGACGCAAAUGCGCGCGAUGCGGCGCGCCGUUCGGUAGAUUUUACAACACCGGCGCGACCUGCACGCGCUGCAGAUAUCGUGUGUGCCGGCAGUGUCGCAUCGAGAUCAGAAACCACGCAGGAGGUGACAAAGAAGUCGAGUGGAGCUGCAACGUUUGCUACAAGAUCGCAGAAUUACAUGUCGUUACCAGCAAGUGGAUGUACGAAAGUUCAAUUUCGAGCGGAUCUGUCAACGAGAAAACAGCGCAGAUCCCGGUAGACUUAUUGAAUCGCAGCAUCCGACGAGCAUGGACGAUUAAUGGUCCACCGACACGUUGGCUAGCUGCGAGAAAGUCCCCGGAAUUGCGAAUAUACCGCAGCCUACCGUCUCGCCGUCAGGACUAUCGAGAUCCGUUGGAGGAUUCAGGAUUCGACGACAGGACGUUAUCAAAGCUUGAAAAUUCACGAGAGGACGGUUUGGACGUGAAGGACGGCAUCGAGGAUAUUGCCGACAACUACAGAGAUGUAACUGAAGCGAUCGAGAAAAGCACGCCGAUUAACGAACGAACGAAACGAGAGAAAUCAAUUAAAUUGGAGGAGGAAGUGCCAUCAUCACCAGAUACUAUAAGAUUUAAUAAGAAGAACGAGCGUUCGGGUAAGGAGCAGGAGGAUCCCGUGCAGGAGCAGAGCACGCCAAGGAUAUCGUUUAUAAAACCGCCGAGGAUCCUCGCGAAGUUCAUAUCACCUGAGACGAAGUCGAGUCCGACGAAGCAUGGCGAGAGGAAAUCGAAUAUUCCCAUUUUUAAAAGGAGCUCCAAGGAGUUCGAGGACAUUCGAAGCCCACAAGAGUCGCCCAAGCGAUCGCUCAUUCCUCAGAGAUACAGAGGAAGCACCGAUGAUCUGCGUCGUAGUCGCGAGGACAUAAGCGUGCCGAGCUUGAUCCCGAAACUGCUAUCUUCCCGCAGCAAGGAGGAGCGACUGAAGCGGCAAGACAGCAAGGACGAUAUCCGUCAUUUACCGAGAUUUGCGCGAAAGGAUUUUAAGGAGGAGAACAAGUCCCCAUCGCUUGUCACUUCACCAACGUCCAUCAGCAAGGACGAGGUCUGGAAAACGGGAAUAAGGAUCUUUCGCCGUGACAAUAGUCGCGAGGACGUGGGCAGGGACAGCGCGAAUUCGAUCAAGGAAUCCGCGAAAGGAAAGCAGCAAGAGAAACAAGAAAGAACGGAGAUCGUGAACGAUGUGGGAGCGAGGUUGAAAGCCACCGGCGAACCGAGCAGAACGAGGUGCGAGGACGGCAAGGACGACGCCAACGACACCAACGAAGAAUCGUCAUCGAGGAGAGAGGAGGCGGUCGACUCGAUCGAAUCAGACUCGACACUGCUAGACGCGCGACCGAACGAGAAGGCUGAUGCGGAACACCAGGAAAGGAUGAUCAUUGCGGAAAAUAGGACGCAGGACGAGCGGAUGCGGGAGCAGGACACGAUGGUCUUAGGCAACGAGGCGAUAGACGAGAAGCAUUUGUUGGCGACCCGAGAACCGAUCGAAUCCGUCGCGGAGAACGACAAAGGGCAGGACAACGAGGAUGAAGAGGAAACACGGACGGACACUGCCGAACAGUUGUUGGAUGUCGGCAGCGACGGUGACGUCACCGGGAUCACCAGUGAAAGAAAGGGCUCGCUGGAAAUCGGUUAUGGAAAGAGACUGGACGAGUUCCAAGUGGUGCGGCGAAAGUUUUCAAAAGAAGAAUUCUCAAAUCCGGACGACACCGAUGACACUCCGAAUAAGCGUUGUUCAAGUCAUCUAUCGCCGGAAGCCAGUCCAUUGAGCACGAGAUCAUCGAGGUACAGUCCUCGGGAGAGCGAGAGCGAGCCCACUCCUGCAUUACCACGUAAAACAGGAGGAGACUCCUGUUCCGCGUCCCAGAGGAUACGCGAUACUAUUACGAGGACCAGGAGGGAGUCCAAUAGCAGCACGAGAUAUGAGAGUAGUGGUAGCGAGAGCAUCAGAUUAAGUGAGACCGGUUUGCACGGAUACGCGGAACUGGCUAGGAAGGUGAAGUUUUUCGGAGGAAACGGCAGUGGCGCGGUUUCGUCGACAAUCGGUAGCGACGAAGUUGUGCAACGCGAUAGUGCAACCAGUGCAGGUGAGGAUGAAAUCAACGAAGAUGGUCACGACAGAACAGGUCCAGUUCCUUCGCAAGGAAGGACGAUGUUGCGACGAAGAAGGCAGUUUGACGCUCAAGGUUCGCGGCGACGUGGGAGAUCGCACGCGAGAUCUUGCUGCGGCGGUGAGGAUCUGCAGAGCCUGCAAACGUUGAACCUGAUCGGACGCGGGGGUGGAAGCAGUCGGCAGCGCAGUCCUAAUCCCGCGACAGGUGGCCCAGGUCAGGAUCAACCAGCGUCCGUGGUGGAUUACAGGCGGCUGGUGUUCAUCAGCUCGGAUUCAUCGUCGGGCCGCGAGGAGGACGAUGCCGAUAGCAGUUGCUCGAGCUCGUCCUACCUGAACGGGCUGCCGCGCAACGGCAGUCACCAUCACCAUCACGCGCAGUCGCUCGAGGAUUGCGACUGGGACUACUUCGAAAGCGGCUCCCUGCCGUUGCCAACGACGCCGAUCGUCACCGUCGGCGCCGGUGUCAACGUCACCGGCACCGCGGACUCUAUCGGUCAGGACGUUUGGAGUUGCUGUCCAGGACGCGGUUCCGCUGCCUGUCAGGCCUGCGGUGGUUCCCGAAGCGCAAACGUGCUUCCGGUGCCGGUACCCAUACCGGUCCCGGUCCCGUAUCCAGUGCCGGUACCAGCCUCGCUGUGGACCGGUGAUUUCGCGGCAGCUGCGUCAUCCAUGAUAAGUCGCGGCGACGGUCACGCCGAACCAGGAACUCUGAGAUUACGAGGUGACCCGGCGGCACCUUGGUUCGCCUGGCACCCUCGAUUCAACCAGCCCCUUCAUGGUGCGCGUCUGGAUCCCCGGCUCGCUAGCACUUUUGAUCCGACCACUUGCACUUUCCACCCGCCCGAUCAGGUGUUGACCCCGAGAUUGUAUGGUCCGAUAACUGAGACAAUAACGACCUCAUCGACGAAUCUCGAGUCAUCUCAAAUAGAUCAAGAUGUGAGGGACGAAGCGAACGUCGCGCCAAAGGCUGAAGAGCUUAGGAAGGAGGAGAAUUUGUCAACGAAGUACAUCAACGAGUCUAGUUCCUCCACUACAAAUAAAAAGAAAUCAGAAGAAACGAAAAAUACCGAAGCGGAAUGCAAGAAAGGUGAAAAAGAGACGGAAGAGAACGAAGAGGCUACCGGCGAAGAUUCAUUAUCGUCAUCCUUCGAGAGAAGCGCGCAAGGAAUGUAUCAGCACUCGCGAGAGGACUCGGGCAGCUCGUCCGGGAGAUCAUCGGCGGACAGCAGCGAUCUGGAAGAGGAUUCUAGUUCGCAUAGAUUCUCCAAGGUGUUUGUGGUGAACGACGAUUCGCUCACCAGCGAUAACGACAUCGAGGACAAUGAAGAGGAUGAUUCGGAUUCCGCGGCGGAAGGGGGCGUGACCUUGAAACGCGUCACUGCGAUUCCCGAGGAAGAACCGGUGGUGUUGCAACAUGUGAGGCUGUUGAAUGAAGAUGUUCUCGUGGAGAAUGAACGGGAAACAAGCAAGAACGAACUGGAAGAAUCUACAAAACGCUCCAAGGCUUACAUCGUCGACAAUGAUCAAUCUAAAAGCGAUGAUAAAUUAUUAGAUAAACCUGCUAAUUUGAUCGACAAGCGAAGAAGUCGCAAUAAGAAGACCGGAAGUGACAAUGAUGAUAAACGACUUCCUUUUCUAUUACAACGUCGAUCGAUCCCUGAAGAAUUAUAUCUUGCAGACAAUAAUGACUGUUCUGAUAAUCGAAUCGAAUUAAAAUCUAUUAGAAUGCUAGAUCCCGAUAGUAUCGAUCCACCUGCAGCUGUCUUGAAAAUAGACGAAGAGCCUAUUUCAAAAAUACAGAUUUGCCCCGAAGCUAUUAAUAUUAAUCUGUCGAAGGAGAUUUUGCAAGAUAAUCUAAUCGAAAGUCCAAAAUCAUCUUCAAGCGACGUCUGGGAUUCGAACAUCGUACCAGAUUCUCUCGAAAUUUCCGGAGUUUCCUCCGACAUUUCAGUUUCCGAAGAGAUUGACGUCAACCAUAAGGACAAACUUGGAGUUUCAGAUAGCGAGCAAAUUGUGCGAUCGAGCAUAAAGAACGAUUGCGAGAGGCAAAAAGAUAAGCAGCGUUUAUCGGAGACAGGUCGUUCGAACGUCGACGUCAUUGCCGACGUAUCUACUGACAGUUGUACCAGCAACGAGAGCAACACCACAGGCAGUGAGGUGAGCAGUGACGAGCUUCAUGAAUAUGAAGUAACCCCGAUUGAAUCAUCUUUCGAUUUCAACAACGAGGUCGCCGCGAUUAACGACGAAUUACUAUACCAAAUCAGCAAGGGGAAAACGGAAGAUAGCUCGAGAGGCAUCAAGGAGAACGGCUAUCAUCUUCGCGAUAAUCGUGAUGACAAAAUAAGUCCGACGAUGACGAAGAGCGGCGCCAAGCGGAGCGUGCAGUCUAAGAGACCGAUCAGCGGGCGGUCUUCGAUAGAGUCGAUGAUCGGCACGAAGGACGACAACGACGACGGCGAAGACGAAGACGACGAUGAGGGCUAUCGCUCCGUUACGUGUCGUCGCAGCGGUCAAGAUGGCGGGGCAGGAGACAACGACCUGACGGCGGUAGCGGCGGGUGAGGAGCGGAUACAAGCCGACGUGGGCGACGCGAUAUCAGCCAGCAGGAUCCAGGAGAUGAUGAGGAGCGCGGAGGAGCAAGACGGCGACGGCAGCAAGGUGGACAUUGCGCAUGACGGCCCGGUGAGAGGCGAGAUCGCUGCUCAGGUGGGAGGAAAUGGUGAUGGUAACGGUGUUGGUGGUAGUGGUGAAUGCUCCGAGGAGGGGGACGCGACACGGUUUCGCUCAGUCGAGCGACGCCCGUGCACUCGGCAGGAGAAUGGAUUCCCCGCUGACGGCCAAGCGUCGGCCAAGGACCUUAUCAAAGACUCAGCCCAGCACAACAGCAGUAACAAUACUAGCGGUAGCAACAAUAAGUACAGAAGCCUCGUGAUGAUUACUCAGGAAGCGUCGUAUCAGCCGGUAAGUGUCGUUACGUCGGAUACUACGACGCUGCUGCAACCGGAUGAGAUCCAUUCGGCUGGUGGCCAGGGAGGCUUGGCCGGCUACUUCCAGCUGGCAUUGGAGGCAGCGAGCGAACCGCAGAUUCGUAAGAACGCCCCGCGCAAACCGUUGAUGGUGAAAAGACUGCCAUCCGCGGUCGCCGUCACGACGGGUCAUCAAUCAGCCGAGCCUGAAGUGGAUAGUGGAUUGAGUGUCGGUAGCGCUAGUGAAAGCGACGACGUGUCCGUGAAGAACGUGCCGAAGCCGCUCAAUUGUCGGCAGGAGAAUGCGGAUGACGUGUCGAAGGAUCGUUCCGUGUCGGAUUAUCACGAAGGUACGCAACAACGUGUUUCAUCGCAGUCUAGCGAUUCGGGUACUAGUGGCGUCAUUAUACUCGAGGAAGGUCUGGCCGAUGACGAUUCCUGGGUGGAAGAAGUAUCCCACGAUGAAGACGAACCGGGCGCGACUACUGCCACGGAAGAAAGCUCCGAAGAUGAAGCUAAUAACUUCGGUGAUCGUGAAGAAGAACUCAGGGGUUAUCGAAGGCAAGCGAUCGACUUCACUUUGCACACCAUCGUCGAGGAAUCCUGUGAGGAAAGUGAAACAGAACCUAGUUUGGCUACGGGAAGUCCCUCGAAAAAGCCGAGACCACCUUCCGCUUCAGAAUUGGAGAAAUAUUUCUUCUUUGGAUUGGGAGGUGACGGAAACAGUUCCAGCAUGGGCUCGCGCGAGGUCGACAGUUUGUCGGAAACCUCGUCAAUUUAUUCGGAGGGAUUGGAGUCGCUCGGCCAAGACGAAGCUAACGGCAGUAGUCAAAACCAGGACAGGUCGAAUAACAGUGACGGUUUCCUAAAUUCAUCUAGACUGGAAAAGUAUUAUUUAUCAGAAUUUCUCGGCUUCGAUCAGGAUAGAAGAGAUUCUGAUGGUUCAGUAGGAAGUGAUUCCGAAGGCAGACCCAGUCCAGAAGCACAAAGGAGGAAGAAAUUAGUACGUGCGAGAGGUACAGGCAGAUCUCAUAGUUCUUCUCUGGAUAAUUUGUUAGCUCUCACGCAGAGUUCACAAAAUCUGAGCUCGCAAAAUUCUCUUCAAGACCUGAGUCUUAAUCAGGAUGCACAAGAGACGCAAUCUGAAGGUUCCUCGACAGAGACAGAUGGUACUGAAGAUGGCCAAACUGCUGUAUUUGGCACGGACGGUCAGUUCGACACGGUAAAACGCAAGAAGAAAAAGCCACGAAAUCUGGGAACUCAAAGCCCACGUGUGCCAGACGAUCGAAAUAAGACGCCGGAACCCAACAGAGAAAUUACGCGGAUGAACGAAAUUGUGAUAGAAAACGAAAACGAAGCAAUGAAUUCUGAAGACUCAGAUAGAGCAAAGACUCCGCAGCCGGAGUCCGUUCUGUCUUCGUCCUCUUCACCGUCCACUCUUACAAAUAAUAGCAAUAUAAUGAAUGUAGCGUCGUCCUCGCAAAUGGAAUCUUCAAGAAACUCGGUUUCGGUGAAUUCAAAUGAUGGUCAACGAUCGAAGCAACAGUCGCGGGACUCAGGCUUCGUCGGGAGCUGUGACGAUCUUCUUCAGCAUCAGAAACUGCCGGACGAAAAUCAAACGAGUAGCACCGAAGCCGAUCAAGAAGCCGACAAAAAUCGCUUGCUCAAUAAAACUUCGGAGAAUUCUCAAGACGCGAAUCAAAGCGCGACUAAGGAAGGAGCGGCUGGCAAAAAUAACUUGACAAAGCACAUGAAUCAUGCGAAUCUACCGCACCUGGCGAAUGCUUCAUUAUCGCGCAAAGACAGUUUCAACAAUUGGUCAAGCGAUGAGGAAACGAAUCUCAUGAUGUCGAAGAUGCGACAAUUCUUCAAGACCAUGGUGGCCAAUUCGAACGGUCAAGGACCAGCUCAAGGACAAACCGCCACUAACGCAAAUUCCGGCGGUGUUUCGCCGGCGCCGAGUCCUCGGCUCCCGAGUUAUACCUCGAAAGCGCGACUCUGCGUUCCGAACCGCACUAAACCGCCGCAAUUAGUGUACUUUGAGAACGAACUGACGCGGUUGAUGAAGACGGUGCCGGGGAUACGCGACGAGCAAGUGCGCGAAAUCGUUGAAUAUCUCAGCUCGGAAGACACGUGGUCGGAUUCAUACGACAGCUCGGAUUACACUAGCUCCGACCUCGAGGGCGCCGCUGGAGGUCGCAGAUCAGCCUUGCAGGAACAGAUCUCGCAGAGCUGUCAGCAGAUCAUCAGUAAAUUCGAUACCGCUUCCGCCGGCGGUGACGCAAUUCUAUCGGACAAGGAGAGAGAGCAAAUCAAAGUACCGGGUCCAGCGAUGCAAUCUGCGCCCUGUUUAGGCAGAGAUACCGCUUUCGUUUACCAGAAGCUGGUGCAGAGCUUCACAAAAAUGACCGGUGACGGCGUGAGUUCGGACGCCAACUCCACGCCGCAUAGUAGUCCGCCACUGAUCGCCAAGGUGAUGCAUCACAUCGGCAGCCGGCUAGUAGCGUUGAUGCACGAAGUCUCGGAAGGCGGGCCAGCGCAUCAUCAUUCCACCACUUGGCGGCGAUAUUCUCAGCAUCACCGGACCCCAUCUUCAGCGUCCACCACUGAAGAUGAUGACUCUACGUCCGACUCCACCAAUGCGCCAUCGUCAGCGCACUUGCAGCUACCAAGAUCAAAGUCUCACGACCCUUUGUUGCUGAUCAACAGCCACCCGGCAGCCACCGCUGGUCAGGAAGGAGAAGAACGAGAGGCUAGUGAUUACGAAAGGUUCUCUUGGCGCGGCAGUUUUGAGUCUACGCUGAUGGCUGCCGAUUCGAGGACGAAGCUAAGCCUGUUGGCAUGUUCCGGUGACGUCAGUGGUAAUGGUAGUGUUAGUGCGAGUGCAAGUGCCCUGGCCGCGAAACGACGCAGCGCCGGCGAUUUGUUAUUCAAUCCGAAGAGCUUUUCGAGGGAGCAGCUGGACAGGGUAAGAAGCUGCGGUUCGAUUGGUGGCGGAAGCGGGGCCGGGAACGGUGGAACCGGCGGCGGUUCCAUCGAGGAAAGGAUCUGGAGCAACAGGAGGAGAUCUUCCGUUCCCGAUGCUAACACCAGGGGAGAGUCAGGUGCAUCAGCCGGCGACGAGGAUACCGAGGACGAAUUGGAAUACGGUGGAGAAUCGCGAGCGACGACUCUACCACGUGGCAUGCAAUCUGCCAUCAGUGCGGCUACCAAUUCCCUGCCGCGAUUACCUGCGGCGAAUGCACCGACCGGCCUUACGACGACGACGACGUCUUCGUCGUCGUCGGCGGCGGCAGCGACGUCGACCUCGUCGCCGAUGCACAAGGCGCAUAGCGUCUACCAUUUCCUGCCACAGCACAGCGGCGUCAAGUCCGCACGGUAUCGACCGCCCGGCUUCGCCAGGAACAGCAACAUCGGGCCCGGCGCGAUCGGCAAUGGACCUAAACGCGCCGUCAGUGCACCGGGUUUGCAAGUUUCCGGCUCGCAAUCGGCCAGCGGCAAGCGGGACAACUCCAGAUCGAGGAGACAACAAGCGAUGUCGCUCACGUCGGAUGACGGAAGCAGUUUGUCAGAGGCAUGCAGCACGCCGAUUAUCGGAGCAGGAUCACGAGCAGGCUCUAGUCAUACAGUCCUAGACAUGGACGACAUCGAUCCGGGCCAUCUCGGCACUCGAUCGUCUCUGUCGAGCCUCGGGGCACGCUCGGACUCGAUGGCGUCGGUAUACAGCGGUGCGGGCGAGGGACGUUGCUGUCGUUCCGUAGUAGUCACAGGUGAGGUAGAAUUCGCCUUGCAAUACGACUACAAAAAUCUGACGUUCGAGGUCCACGUGACCAGAUGCAAGAACCUCGCGCCCGUAGAUGUGAAGCGCAAACGAUCGGAUCCAUACGUCAAGGUGUAUCUGCUGCCAGACAAGUCGAAAAGCGGCAAAAGAAAGACGAAGGUGAAGAAGCACACGUUAAAUCCCGAGUUCAACGAAACGUUAAAGUUCCAUAUGAGCCUAAGUGGCCUGGAGACGAGAACGCUAUGGCUGACGGUCUGGCACUCGGACAUGUUUGGCCGCAACGAUUUCCUCGGCGAGGUGCGAAUGCCGCUGGAGAACAAGAUAUUCGACGAUCCGACGCCACACUGGUAUCCCCUUCAAGAAAGGACGGAACCGUUCGACGAUCCAGUCGCAUACAAAGGUGAGGUAAUCGUCGGCCUGAAGUUUGUUCCGCCGGAUCCAGCUCAGCAGGAACGCGAUCGGGAAAACGGCGUGGAACGUGGCAGUUCUAAAGCGAAGAAGAACUGGAGCCGCGGCGCGCUGCACGUGCUCGUCAAGGAGGCUAGAAAUUUGCAGACGCGCGGCAAAAACUCAGGCACCUGCGAUCCCUUCUGUAAAAGCUAUUUGCUUCCCGAUAAAGGACGAUCCGGCAAACAGAAGACCGGUGUCGUACGUAGGUCUGGCGGCUCGCCAGUUUGGGGUCACACGUUCAUCUAUAAGGACGUUAGUCUACAAGAAUUAGCGGAACGUGGAUUAGAAUUGACGGUCUGGGACCAUGAUCGAAUCGCUAGCAACGAAUUCCUUGGCGGCGUUCGUUUUAAUCUCGGCACCGGGAAGCAUUAUGGAAAACCGGUAGAUUGGAUGGACGCGACUGGUCGCGAAUUGUCUCUUUGGCAGAACAUGCUUGAGAGACCGAAUUUCUGGGUCGAGGGUGCAGUGACGUUAAGGCCGAACUUGCACAAUCACGGGAAGAACAAUGGUACUUAAAAGCAGCAAUAUGAUAAUGUCGCGUACUCUUCCCAGUUUUUAUUUUUGAGAGAAACAAUUCGGAAAUUUAGUUGAUUUAGUCCAAAUCAAUUGUAUAUAGCUCUAAAAGCGUCGUGCUAAUGACGGACGUAAUUUUAAAUAGUAUUUCCGAACAAAUAAUCAGUGCCUUCGGAAGCAACGUAAUCUUGUCUGAUCUUCCUGAAUGUGCAUAAGUAAGAAUUUCCUGCGAAAUUUUUGUCAAUCACAAAAAUCGCUCAUGAGAUUUUUAGCCUGGAGUCGAUGAUGUGUACGUUACUGUCGGUUCUGAGCUUUACAUCCUGUAUAACAGUUGUAUGUAUUAAGUUAUUUUGGGCUGUCCAUUCAUAUUUCUAUAUUGCCCGUUAUUAAUUUCUGUAUAAAUCGUGCUUUAGAAUUUCUUCGCGAAAUUUUUUCAACAUGAACACGUUACACAAGAUGCUUGCUUCGCUUUGGCUAUUCCAAAAAUAUAAUAAUUGAUAUUUAGAUGGAAAUUAAAAUCGUUAUUUUCAUGACUUUUUAAUUUGCUUAGGAUAAAAUUUAACGAUUCAAAGGAAUAUAAUAUAUUUAAUAAAAAAAUUAAAAAUUAUGUUCUUAUUAAGGAAAUAUUAUUCAAAGUGUAAUUAAAAUAUAUAAAUGAAUUAUUUCUGCAUAUUAGAACAUAAAUUGGGAAAGUAACAUUAUUAGAUUUUUCUUUAUUUUUCAUUAAUUUAUUUUUUAACCCAUUUUUUACGCAAAGCUGAGCUUUGUAACAACGUAACAUUAAUAUAACUCUUUGACGUGCCAAAUAUUAAAAAUUGUGGCGAAAUCAUACAUUUUCUUGAUAUUUUUCAAAAGUAGAUUACAAUUUACUUAAUUUUAAUGUUAUUGCAUUUUUAAAAAAUUGUUAUAACUUCAGUAAUUAUAUAAUAUCAAAGCGAGAUAUAUUUUCCUUCUCUUUUUAAAAGCUGCAUCUUUGUGUAACUCUUUGUACAUUUUUAUUUUUUCGAAUUUCUUUCUUGUCACUUUCUAUUGUGAUUGUGAAGUCUCAGAUAUGCGAGUCAUUAAAAUUUGUGCAAUAUUUUGAAGCAUCGAGAAUUCUAGGAAAAGUAUUGUUAGAUUUCUAAAACGCCAACAACGAGAUGGAAAGCAAAAGUGCGUCCGUCCAAAACAACUGGCAAGAUUAUUAUUAAUAUUCACGCGUGCAUAUGUACGCUUUUCGCAGCGAAGAAACGGCAAAUAAGCUCUUGCCGAGUUCCAAACGUUGAAUCACAAAGUAUUUCGUAGUUUUCGCGAAAUUCUACCUCACCAAAAAAAAAGUCCGAAAGUGAAUCCGACACAAAAAUAGUUAAAAAUUUUUUAGACUUUACGAAAGUGUGCUGUGUGUUACUCGAUAAUCACUACAAAGAUUGUAAUAGCAUUACAUAUGUACGAACGUAAGAAGUUUUGUGAGGACCGAAUGAACGACGGGGACCACGUUAUAUUUUUACAUUUUGAGAUUGUCAAUUUUAAAGUUUGAUUAAUAUCGUGUAAUGGCACCGUUUAAUCCGCAACAAACUUUCAUCGAAAUAGGAGAUUACAUUACGGUGAUAAUAAUGUAUACGCGAUGAAGAACUCAGGUCUUUUAUAAAAGAAGGAUACGUUUCCUUCGUUCAUUCGCUUCUCUUCGUCAAUAUCGAGCGGAUCGGACGAAAUAGGAUCAAAAGCUCAGCGUUUGGAACGUCUGAACAACAGUUGUGGACACUUUCCUUUCUUGGAGAGAAAGAUGCUUCCAGUGUGUGCAAUUAGAAACGAGCAAGUCUCCCGAGUGAACGAACGAGCGAGUGAAGGAACGGUGUAUUUAAGGGAUUUAAAUAUGACCGCUUCCUCGAGCAAUUUAAACGAAAACGCACUCUUGUAGAUGUUAUAUUUAUACGUAUAUACGUGUAUUAUGCAAACGUCGAAUCCGUCGCCGCUGAAAUUCCCGGAAGAGAAACUCGCCAUUCAUAAUUACAUUUCCAAAAUUAUAAAAGCUUUUCCUCCGGGAAUUUUAGGACGAUUGUAAAAGGCUCGUAUUCGCGGUGUGCGUUUCAGCGGCGACCCGUUUUUUGUGUCGUCCAUUUAGCGUUAAACGCAACUGCUCUGAUCCGAUAUUCGAUACAGUCAGUCAUGCAUUUGGCGCGAGAUGCACCGCUAGAUCGUGUUAUAAAUAUAUCGACGGCUCUCGAAGGUUCAAGGAUAAAUCGAAGGUCCGAACUGAUGAACUCGUACUUAAUUGAUUUAUUAUACCUUUGAUUAUUUAUGAGUAUAACAUCGUAAGUCGUUAUUAUCUCUUAAGACUCUCUGUCUCUCUUCCUAAAAACAGGGUUAACGAAAGGGAACUGUGAAACUGCCUUUAACGUAGAGAUUCGUGUGAUGCGUAAACUCCCUGGCUAAAGAUAGAUGAAUUAAAAAUUUUCAAUUAGAAAAGAAUCCGCUUUCUUCAGGUGCAAUCAAUCCGUAUUAGAAAUUUAUUUAAAAUUUUUCGAAUUUUCUUUCUGAUAUAUAAAAAAAAUAUAUUCAAGUUAAGAAAUUUGGUUUAGAUUUAAUUUUUUAAGUUAAAAGCAAAUCAAUUUAUUCGAUUUAUAUCCUGAAGGCGAUUUAUAAAAAUAAAAAAAAAUAAAUUUUAAAAUUGUGAAACGUGUCAAACUUUUAAAGGAGUAUGUAUUUAUUGAAUUUGUAAAUUCAAUAGAAGUUUGAUGUGAAUUCUUUUUAAUUCAACUAUCCUUCGUAGGGUCAAUAUGUGUGUCUUAAAUUAACUAACAUAAAUUCUAUGAGAUAUACAUAGUUAUAUAAGAUUUCGACAUUCCUGAACUUAGUGUCGUUGCGAUAAUUAUAUGUCGUACGCAUUUACGGACCAAUAGAGACUCGAGGAUUUUAUUAACCCAUUGCGUUUUCUAUCCCGAUAGAGCCUCUAAAUUACUCUACGUAUGUUAGUCCAGUUAGUACUUAAUGUUAUAAAAUGUAAUGUUGAAACUUAGCAAAUCAGACAUCUAUUUAUAUGUCGCUCGUCGGUGUACAUGAUAAUAAAAGUUUUAUACGUUUACUCGUA
Messenger RNA from Monomorium pharaonis (pharaoh ant), 17871 nucleotides. RefSeq lists its product as uncharacterized. Gene Ontology annotation, cellular component: exocytic vesicle; plasma membrane. Gene Ontology annotation, molecular function: neurexin family protein binding. NCBI's taxonomy places the organism in Eukaryota, Metazoa, Arthropoda, Insecta, Hymenoptera, Formicidae. Gene Ontology annotation, biological process: exocytosis. The record is from RefSeq and is a predicted model, not a curated record.